AUGAAUAUUUAUAUAUGGAUGUUAACAAUAGGGGUGGUUUGUGCCUCCCAGGUAAGAUACGACAACUUCAAAGUUCAUAGAGUAUUCCCAAAAAGUGAAGAUGAUGUAGAAGCUUUAACAAAAUUGCAAGAAAAUCCAUCUUACGAUUUUUGGACCGAUGGAGUUGGAUUAAACUAUACCGUUGAUAUUAUGGUACCACCCCAUUUGGAAUUUAACUUCAAAGAUUUUUUAUGUUUAAAAAACUUACAAUCGGAAAUUUACAUUGAAAACGUACAAAAUCUUAUUGACAAAGAAAGGCUCUCCAAUAAAAGAGCUGACGGACCAAGAUCUAUGGGAUGGUUAGAAUAUUACGAAUUAGAUGAGAUUUAUGAUUGGUUAGAUCAAUUAGCAGUCGAUCAUUCUGAUGUUGUAAAAGUUUUAACUCCAGGUACCUCUUAUGAAGAUCGCGAUAUUAAAGGACUUCAUAUUUCAUACUCUGCAAAUAAUGAGGAUAACACUAUUUAUAUCGAAGGUGGAAUUCAUGCUCGUGAAUGGAUUUCAUCGGCUGUAGUUACUUAUAUAAUUAAUGAAAUAAUUACCAGUGAAGAUCCAGAAGUUCGUAGAGUAGUUGAACAAUAUGAUUGGUACAUUUUCCCUUUGUACAAUCCGGAUGGUUUUCAUUACACCAAAACCACCAAUCGUAUGUGGCGUAAAACCAGAGUACCUUAUGAUAAUUGUUAUGGUGCUGAUCCUAAUCGAAAUUUCGAUUAUCGUUGGAAUACCCGAAAUGGUGCUAGUAAUAACCCAUGUUCUGAAACAUACGCAGGACCUUAUCCUAAUUCAGAACGGGAAAUAGCCACCAUGUCAGAAUUUGUUGAUAAAAUCCAUGACAGAUUGGUUGCUUAUUUUUCUAUUCAUUCUUAUGGACAAUUAUUGUUGUUACCAUUUGGACAUACAAAAGAUCAUUUAGGAAAUUAUAAUGAAUUAGUAAGUAUAAUAAUUUUCGCAAACACAAUCAAAGAAGUUGGCACAAUUGGAAUGGAGAAAUUAAAAACAUACUACGGAACUGAAUAUCGAGUGGGAAAUACCGCUGAGAUUUUAUAUGUUGCUACUGGAACUUCGACUGAUUGGGUAAAAGCAACAUACGGAACGAGAAUCAGUUACACUUAUGAACUUCGAGAUACAGGAUCAUAUGGAUUCAUUUUACCACCAGAUCAAGUUCUUCCUAGUGGUAUUGAAACGUUCGGUUCUCUUGUUACUAUUCUGGAUGAAUUUGCAAAGCGAUAA
Messenger RNA from Onthophagus taurus, 1266 nucleotides. NCBI's taxonomy places the organism in Eukaryota, Metazoa, Arthropoda, Insecta, Coleoptera, Scarabaeidae. The record is from RefSeq and is a predicted model, not a curated record.